Mycena indigotica is the source of this 489-nucleotide messenger RNA. RefSeq names its product DNA-directed RNA polymerases I, II, and III subunit RPABC3. Gene Ontology annotation, cellular component: RNA polymerase I complex; RNA polymerase III complex; RNA polymerase II, core complex. The transcript is spliced from 4 exons. NCBI's taxonomy places the organism in Eukaryota, Fungi, Basidiomycota, Agaricomycetes, Agaricales, Mycenaceae. Bases 1 to 489 code for a protein of 162 amino acids. The record is from RefSeq and is a predicted model, not a curated record. Gene Ontology annotation, biological process: DNA-templated transcription. Gene Ontology annotation, molecular function: DNA-directed RNA polymerase activity.
AUGGCUCAAUCAAACAACGCGUCCAGCAUCGUCUUCGACGAUAUCUUCACCAUAAAUGCCAUCGACAAGGAAGGCAAAAAAUUCGACAGAGUCUCCCGACUCUACGCUCACUCAAAAAACUACGACAUGGACUUGACGCUCGAUUACAACAUCGAGCUCUUCCCUCUGAAAAAUGACGACAGCUUUGCUAUGGCGCUUGCCUCAUCUCUCGCUCGUGGAGGACCACAAUCUGGCGCUGGUGCAGACGGGGCAGCUGACGAAGACAAGGACAGAGAUGUCUGGCGGCCAGACGGAACUGGUCGACGCGGUCUAGAAGAAGACUACGACUACGUCAUGUAUGGCAAGGUUUAUAAAUUCGACAGUGGGACGAGUGAGAUUGUGACUGCUUAUGCGUCGUUCGGCGGACUACUGCUGUCCCUCACCGGGUCCUACCGUCACAUGACGAGCAUCGUUCUCGGUGAACCUGUUUAUCUGCUCAUGCGAAGGUGA